Molecule: messenger RNA, 393 nt
Organism: Paramecium tetraurelia
Lineage: Eukaryota; Ciliophora; Oligohymenophorea; Peniculida; Parameciidae
Exons: 1
Source: RefSeq, a predicted model, not a curated record
AUGUAGAUAAAACGAGGUUCUGACAACUUGAAUAAAAUAAACAGCUAUCAUGGCGAGAAUGAAGAUGAAGAAGAUUGCUAAUACUAAUUCUUUGUGAUUUCGGAAUUCCCUGGUUUUGAGGCUGAUGAAAAUUUUAAUCUUAUGUAAAAUUAGGACGAUUAAGACUUUUUUUUAUUGAAUGAUUCGAACCUAAUUAAUUAGGAUAUAGGCAGAAAAAUUAAUUAAGAUGACUAUCCUUUAAAGAUUAAUGAAUUUUCUCAACAAAAAAUACAUAAGAAUUUUGAUCUCUAUAGGCAUCCCAAAAUAUAUAAUGCCUUCAAAAAUGCCCCAAAAAUCAAAAGUAAAAUUUGGAAAUAGAAAAUAUCUCGUAGAACUAAAAUGAAGACAGAAUGA